Molecule: messenger RNA, 3553 nt
Organism: Myotis davidii
Lineage: Eukaryota; Metazoa; Chordata; Mammalia; Chiroptera; Vespertilionidae
Gene: MAML3
Product: mastermind like transcriptional coactivator 3
Exons: 5
Coding region: 1-3039 (1012 amino acids)
Biological process (GO): positive regulation of transcription of Notch receptor target
Cellular component (GO): nucleoplasm
Molecular function (GO): transcription coactivator activity
Source: RefSeq, a predicted model, not a curated record
AUGCUGAAGACAUUGGACAGCUCCAAAGAGCUGCGGAUGAGCAAUGGGCUGGAUCAGGCUCACAUCUACUCAGAAAAGCACAUCCACAACGCAGAGAAUGGGUUGGAGGGCAGGCAGGGCUGGCGCAGGGAGACUACUCAGGAGCUGCUGCAAAAAGACAAGAGAAAACUCCAGGAGACUGUGAAAAGGAAGUUGGAAGGAGCCCGAUCACCACUUAAUGGAGACCAGCAGAAUGGUGCUUGCGAUGGGAGUUUUUCUCCAACCAGCAAGCGAAUACGAAAGGACAUUCCCACCGGGAUGGAAGCCAUCAACAGUUUGCCCAACAACAUGCCACUGCCUUCAGCUUCUCCUCUGCACCAACUUGACCUGAAGCCUUCUUUGCCCUUGCAAAAUAGCGGGACUCACACUCCUGGGCUCCUAGAAGACCUAAGUAAGAAUGGCAGACUCCCGGAGAUUAAACUGCAGCCUGUUAAUGGUUGUAGUGACCUGGAAGAUAGCUUCGCCAUCUUGCAGAACAAGGACCUCAAACAAGAACCUCUAGACGACCCUACUUGCAUAGACACAUCAGAAACAUCUCUUUCAAAUCAGAACAAGCUGUUCUCGGAUAUUAACCUGAAUGACCAGGAGUGGCAAGAAUUAAUCGAUGAACUGGCCAACACGGUUCCUGAGGAUGACAUACAGGACCUGUUCAAUGAAGACUUUGAAGAGAAGAAGGAGCCAGAAUUCUCGCAGCCAGCGACAGAGACCCCUCUCUCCCAGGAAAGUGUGAGCGUGAAGAGCGACCCCUCUCACUCUCCUUUUACACAUAUCUCCAUGGGAUCUCCCCAGACAAGGCCUUCUUCUUCCGGUCCUCCCUUUUCCACCGUCUCCACGGCCACCAGUUUACCUUCUGUUGCCAACACUCCUGCAGCUCCGAACCCCGCCAGCUCCCCAGCAAACUGUGCGGUCCAGUCCCCGCCAACUCCAAACCCAGCCCACACCCCGGGCCAAGCUCCACCACCUCGGCCUGGCAAUGGUUAUCUCCUCAAUCCGGCAGCAGUGCCGGUAGCUGGCUCGGGGUCAGGCCCGGGGGCUGUGCCCAGCUCCGACAUGUCUCCAGCGGAGCAGCUCAAACAGAUGGCAGCGCAGCAAGAGCAGAGGGCCAAGCUCAUGCAGCAGCAGCAACAGCAGCAGCAGCAGCACCCAAACCAGACUUCCAGCUGGUCCCCGUUGGGGCCUCCAUCCAGUCCAUACGGCGCAGCGUUCACUGCAGAAAAACCAAAUAGCCCCAUGAUGUACCCCCAAGCCUUUAACAACCAAAACCCCAUAGUGCCUCCGAUGGCAAACAACCUGCAGAAGACGGCAAUGAAUAACUACCUCCCGCAGAAUCACAUGAACAUGAUCAAUCAGCAGCCAAAUAACUUGGGUACAAACUCCUUAAACAAACAGCACAACAUUCUCUCUUACGGCAACACUAAGCCUUUGACCCAUUUCAAUGCAGACUUGAGUCAGAGAAUGACGCCACCCAUGGCCAAUCCCAACAAAAGCCCCCUGAUGCCCUACAUCCAGCAGCAGCCGCAGCAGCAGCAGCAGCCACAGCUCCAGGCUCCCAGGGCGCACCUGAGUGAGGACCAGAAACGCAUGCUUCUCAUGAAGCAGAAAGGAGUGAUGAACCAGCCCCUGGCGUACGCGGCACUGCCGUCCCACGGUCAGGACCAGCACCCAGUUGGGCUUCCCCGGACCACGGGCCCCAUGCAGUCCUCCGUGCCCCCAGGCUCAGGUGGCAUGGUCUCCGGCGCCAGCCCCUCGGGUCCGGGCUUCCUGGGCAGCCAGCCCCAGGCGGCCAUCAUGAAGCAGAUGCUCAUUGAUCAGCGGGCCCAGUUGAUGGAGCAGCAGAAGCAACAGUUCCUGCGGGAGCAAAGGCAGCAGCAGCAGCAGCAGCAGCAACAGCAGCAGCAGCAGAUUCUUGCCGAGCAGCAGCUGCAGCAGUCACAUGUACCCCGGCAGCACCUCCAGCCUCAGCGGAAUCCAUACCCUGUGCAGCAGGUCAAUCAGUUUCAAGGCUCUCCGCAGGACAUGGCGGCUGCGAGAAGCCAGGCAGCCCUCCAGAGCAUGCGGACGUCGCGGUUGAUGGCACAGAACGCAGGCAUGAUGGGUAUGGGGCCCUCUCAGAACCCAGGGACAAUGGCCACGGCCGCUGCCCAGUCUGAGAUGGGACUAUCCCCUUACAACACCACGCCUACCAGCCAACCAGGAAUGUACAACAUGAGCCCAGGAAUGACCCAGAUGUUGCAGCACCCGAACCAAAGUGGCAUGAGCAUCGCGCACAACCAAGCCCAGGGGCCGCCGAGGCAACCCGCCUCCGGGCAAGGGGUGGGGAUGGUGAGUGGGUUUGGUCAGAGCAUGCUGGUGAACUCCGCCAUGAGCCAGCAGCACCAGCAGAUGAAAGGGCCAGUGGGCCAGGCCCUGCCCAGGCCCCAAGGCCCGCCAAGGCUGCAGAGCAUCAUGGGAACAGUCCAGCAGGGAGCCCAGGGCUGGCAGCAGAGGAGCUUACAGGGGAUGCCUGGGAGGACUAGUGGAGAAUUAGGGUCAUUCAGCAACGGGGCCAGCUACUCGCUUCAAGCCGGCCAGCCGAGGCUGACCAAGCAACACUUCCCACAGGGACUGAGCCAGGUCGUGGACGCUAACACGGGUGCCAUGAGAACCCUCAACCCGGCUGCCAUGGGUCGGCAAAUGAUGCCACCGCUCCCGGGGCAGCAAGGGACCAGCCAGGCCAGGCCGAUGGUCAUGUCUGGCCUGACCCAGGGCGUCCCCGGCAUGCCAGUGUUCAGCCAGCCCCCAGCCCAGCAGAUGCCCAGCGGCAGCUUUGCUCCCAGCGGCCAGAGCCAAGCCUAUGAGCGGACUGCCCCUCAGGACAUGUCCUACAGUUACAGCGGGGAAGCAGCCGGGGCCUCCUUCCCGGGCCUCUCGGACAGUGCCGACCUCGUGGACUCCAUCAUCAAAGGUGGGCCGGGGGACGAGUGGAUGCAGGAGCUCGACGAGUUGUUUGGAAACCCCUAGUCAGGAGGGGGCCCAACGGGCAAAAGAAACAGGAUGUGGGCCCAUCCUGGUUUUUUGGUUUUUGACCCACGUAAACUGAGCAAAACUGCAGCUGGCUGAGCAUGGAAGAUCCAGGUGCCAGUCCACAGCCCUGCGGGGCCUCCUUCCACCUGAUUUUCUCACAGCAGCCGAGAAGAGACCAGGCAGAGCCCUGCUGCAAGAGAGGGAGCCGCACCAGAGGCAGGUGGGGGAGGCGACCCUGAGCCCCCUGCACCGCACUCCCUGCUCCGGCCCAGACGGACUGCUGCCCACGGCCAGGCAUCCGUCAGCCCGUCCUGGCCCAGGUGCGGAGCCUGCAGCUUUGGAGACACAAGAGACGGAGCCUCGGGCAGGAGGAGCCCCACAGAGGCUGCUGGGUGGUUGCACAGGCCGAGAGCACAGGUCAGACAUGUGCUGAGCUCUGGCUGGAAAGAGACCUCAGGCUCCCAGACCUGCGCCUGGCUGUGGAGGGCAGACACAGAGAACAGUGCUACGC